Molecule: messenger RNA, 2110 nt
Organism: Corythoichthys intestinalis (scribbled pipefish)
Lineage: Eukaryota; Metazoa; Chordata; Actinopteri; Syngnathiformes; Syngnathidae
Gene: eda
Product: ectodysplasin A
Exons: 8
Coding region: 106-1221 (371 amino acids)
Biological process (GO): immune response; animal organ development
Cellular component (GO): membrane
Molecular function (GO): death receptor binding; tumor necrosis factor receptor binding; death receptor agonist activity
Source: RefSeq, a predicted model, not a curated record
UGUCGCCGCCGCCGCAGCAGCAGCAUCUAUGAGUUGCCACGUAAAUAAAUAGCAGCGGCUGAUUAUGCCGAGUUAAAGAGCAUCUGACUCGCGCCCCGUCCAAUAAUGGCACACGAUGCUCUACCCGUGGACGAUUUCACGGGCAAAACGAUGUCCAGAGGCGAGCCAUGUACAUGCAGCGCCAACUGCUGGAGUCGGAGCGGCAGUGUUGUCUUCCUUGGAUUAUUUCUAAUGUCACUCUUACUGCAUGCGGUAACCCUUGUCUGCUACUUGGACCUGCGCUCUGAGAUCAAAAGGGAAAUAAUCCACCAGAAACGAGACUCUAUGUUGUCACUAGCUGGGAGUGACACAGACAACACGAUGUCUGCGGUAUUCCCGCCCGACCCCCCGCGGUUCGACCCCGGCAGCAGCCGCUCCUCAGAUGAUCUCGAGGAACAAUCACUGGACACAAAUAGAGACAUGCUUGCCACAGAAGAUAAUAGAGGCAUAACUCAAAGGGAGAAAAGAAGCCCUGGCAAGCAACCAGAAACAGAAUCAACAGGAAAGGAGAAAAGGAAAGAGAAGAAGAAAGGCAAGAAACGACCAAUACCAGGCCCACCUGGUCCUCCCGGACCUCCAGGCCCCCAGGGGCCACCGGGAAUCCCUGGAAUCCCAGGGAUUCCUGGCAGCAAUGCUGUGGGUCCUGUUGGACCUCCUGGGCCCCCAGGGGCACAAGGGCCUCCCGGCGCUCAAGGCCCAGCAGGAGUUCCUGACAGGACGAAAACAAAAGAAUUCCAGCCUGCAGUGGUUCAUUUGCAAGGGCAGGAAACAACAAUCCAAGUGAGAGAAGAUCUUUCUGAAGGUAUCCUCAGGAACUGGAAGAUGGUGUCUAUACAUCACCGUGUGUUUAAAAUGCACUCUCGCUCUGGAGAGCUGGAGGUGCUGUUGGACGGUGUCUACUUCAUAUAUAGUCAGGUAGAAGUGUACUACCUAAACUUCACAGACAUUGCCAGCUAUGAGGUAAUGGUGGACUCCACCCCAUUUCUCCGCUGCACCUGCAGCAUUGAGACAGGCCAGCGCAAGUUCAACACCUGUUACACAGCUGGGGUGAGUCUGCUGCGUGCAGGCCAGAGAAUAUCUAUACGCAUAGUGUAUGAGGAUACGCUCAUUAGUAUGACCAACCAUACCACUUUCCUGGGAAGUGUCAGACUUGGAGAGGUUCCAUCUGCUGGACAGAACUAAUAACUACACAAGUCAGCCCUUGUGAUUUAAAGAUUUCUGGAGAUCCUGCAUGAUGACAAGCGUGAUAAAGAAUCGAACUAUCAACACCGCGCAGUAAAAAGCACAUGAACUGUUCUGCUUGUGCUUUCAGAGAUUCAGUGUCUUGAUGAGCUGAAUGUCUGUUUGCUCAUCAAAAUCAUGUCAUUAUUUAUAGUCACCACCUUCUCUUCUCUUUCUUUGUAACAAAAAACAGUACUGCUAAAGCAGGUAUUUUAACUUUUUUCUCCAUCUGCCACAAAUUGAUUCCAAACAGUGAUACUUCGUUUAUUUAACUACAUUUAAUUUUACAACAGUAAUACAUACCUGUGGUUUACAGUAAGAUUCAAUACGGUUUGCCACACGGAGAAGAAAACUGAGCAAUGAGUUUGUAACUUUUCCAGUCUUCCUCUCCUUCAGAGGCAACAAAAAUGUUUUUUAAAAUCAUGAAUAAUGAAAUAUCAUUAAUGAAAUAAAAGAGGGAACAUUAAAAACAUAACGCACAUUAAAAAAAUAACGAUUGUAAAUAUGAAUAAUUAAAUAUCAUUAUUGAAAUAAAAGAGGGAAUCAACAUUAUUCGCGCAUUAAAAAAAUUAAGAUUGUGUAUUUGAGUUUGGCAUGAGCAAAGAAGACCUCCAAGAGGAAAGGAAAAAAUGAGAAACUCCAGUCAAGAGGGAUUCCCAGAGCAACAGCACUAUAUAUUUUGCACACAUUUUGCACUACAAUAUCCCUGCAGAAAAUCCAUGGUAUUUUUUUUUACUUGCAGUGCUAUUGUUGACUUACAGUCUUACCGAGUGAAUGCAUACAUGUUGAAAAAAAAUUGUUUAUAUGUCUAUGUACAUAUUGUAUAUAAAAAUGGGAUAUACUUUUGUAA